CAUCUUUUUGUUCUCUCCCUAGCUAGAUUCUUCUUCUUCCUCCUUGGAAUUGGGUUUGCUCUCGUAAAGCCUUUCUUCGCCAAAAAACGCCACUUGUUAAUUUGAUACAGUGGAUUAGGGUUUUGUGUUGAAGCUCUUCUGAUGGCGAUUGUAUAAUAAUAUAUAUGCUUUCAGGAUGGGUUUCUCCCAGUCUCAGGCCAUUCGCCUGAAUCUUGCUUCCUACUCCUCUCUCUCUCCCUGCCAGUAUUGUUUGACUAGAGUAGCCAACCAGAAGCAGAAGAGUCUUGUCGCAUUCCCGAGCAUUAUAAGGACAAAGAGACAUGCUUUACUAAGUGUUCAAUCAGUCUUGCACAAUACAAGACCCAACAUCAAUGAUAAUGGAACAGCUGAGUCUGCUAAUGUUCUUUUCGAUAAAUUAUUUGCUCGGACACAGAGAUUGGAAAGACAAACCAAUCAACACUCGGUUUAUCCUGACGAUGAUGAUCUGCCCUAUUCAAACAUUGGGGUGCUUGAGUCUGACCUCGAGGCUGCGCUAGUGGCUUUGUUGAAAAGGGAAGAGGACUUGCAGGAUGCUGAGCGGAAGCUUCUCUCUGAUCAAAAUAAACUAAACCAGGCAAAGGAGGAGUUAGAAAAACGUGAGAAAACAAUCUCUGAAGCUUCUUUGAAGCAUGAGAGUCUACAAGAGGAGCUGAAGCGGGCUAAUGUCGAGUUAGCUUCUCAAGCCAGGGAGAUAGAAGAAUUAAAGCAUAAGCUAAGGGAAAGAGACGAGGAACGUGCUGCUUUGCAAUCGUCUUUGACUUUGAAAGAAGAAGAGCUAGAGAAAAUGCGUCAAGAGAUUGCAAAUAGAAGCAAGGAGGUUUCUGUGGCUAUUUCUGAAUUUGAAAGCAAGUCACAACUCUUAAGCAAAGCCAACGAAGUUGUCAAGAGACAAGAAGGUGAAAUACAUGCACUUCAGAGAGCCUUAGAGGAGAAGGAAGAAGAACUAGAGAUUUCUAAGGCUACCAAGAAACUUGAACAAGAAAAGCUCAAAGAAACAGAAGCCAACUUGAAGAAGCAGACAGAAGAGUGGCUGAUAGCCCAGGAUGAAGUGAAUAAGCUUAAGGAGGAAACAGUGAAACGCUUAGGAGAAGCCAAUGAAACCAUGGAGGACUUCUUGAAAGUGAAAAAGCUACUGACUGAUGUGAGAUUCGAGCUUAUUUCUUCUCGGGAAGCUUUGGUAUUUUCCAGGGAGCAAAUGGAAGAAAAAGAGCUACUAUUAGAAAAACAAUUGGAAGAACUCGAGGAACAGAGGAAAAGUGUGUUGUCAUAUAUGCAAAGCUUGAGGGAUGCUCACACUGAAGUAGAGAGUGAGAGAGUAAAGCUCAGAGUUGUUGAGGCUAAGAAUUUUGCGCUUGAGCGGGAAAUAUCGGUCCAAAAAGAACUGCUGGAGGAUUUACGAGAGGAGUUGCAGAAAGAGAAACCAUUGUUGGAGCAAGCUAUGCAUGAUAUAUCCGUUAUUCAAGAUGAGCUUUACAAAAAAGCUAAAGCGUUUCAGGUAUCACAGAAUCUACUUCAGGAGAAAGAGGCAAGUUUGGUGGAGGCCAAACUAGAGAUUCAGCAUCUGGAGUCCGAACAGGCUUCUCUAGAACUAUUACUGCAAGAAAAGGAUGAAGAACUCACGGAAGCUCGAAAUAAAUUGGAAAAAGUGAACCGGGAGGUAACAGAGCUAAAGGCACUUAUGAUUUGUAGAGAAGAUCAGCUUAUGGAGGCAACUGAAAUGCUGAAAGAGAAAGAUGUCCACCUUCACAGAAUAGAAGGUGAGUUGGGCAGCUCCAAGCUGAAAGUCACUGAAGCUGAAAUGGUGGUGGAAAGAAUUGCAGAAUUGACGAGCAGAUUGCUUAUGUCAACCACCGAAGGUCAAAAUCAGAACGCAAUGAGGAUUAACAAUGAGAUAAGCUUUGACGCAAUGCAGCAACCACUAGAGAAACCUCAUGAUGAUUACGGAAUGGAGAACAAACGACUGGUGAUGGAGUUAAGCUUCACCAGAGAAAAUCUACGGAUGAAAGAAAUGGAAGUUCUAGCAGUGCAGAGGGCAUUGACAUUUAAAGACGAAGAGAUCGACGUGGUCAUGGGAAGAUUAGAAGCCAAGGAGCGGGAACUCAAGAAACUGAAAGAAGAAACGAUCAAUGACAGUGAAGAUUUGAAAGUGCUCUAUGCCUUGGCACAAGAGAGAAUAGGGGAGAAAACAAUGGGUGAGCUAGCCAUAGAGAAGCUUCAGCUUGAGGCGGCUCAACUUGAAGUUGAAGCUGCAACCAGUGCAUUACAGACGCUUGCAGAAAUGAGCAUGGAACUUCUAACUCAAGCUGACAUGAGCAUUGAGGCCGACCCAGCUUACAUAGUAAUGCCAGAGCAAGGGUAUUCAGAAGGAAGUAAUGGGUGUAUUGCGGAGGUAAAAACAGAAGUUGUCAGGCUCUGGUCCUUGACAGAGAAACUCCUGGAGAAUGCAGGAAUGAAAGGUGUGACUUUAUGAAGCUUUGUUUAACUUUAUAAGCCUGAUCUGAUCUGUCUGAUUCUUUUGUGGAUAUGUAGAAUUACCGGAAGUUAAAUAUGUUGUCACUAAGUGGUCUCAAAACUGAGAUAUGUUCCGCAUUACAAGGCUUGUAAUUGUCUGAUCAGUUCUUGAAAAUACUAUGCUUGCAUCAAACUGAAUUAUAUUUCACACUACGAUAAAGGAUUAUAACAGAAUUUUUUGAAGCA
Molecule: messenger RNA, 2736 nt
Organism: Arabidopsis lyrata subsp. lyrata
Lineage: Eukaryota; Viridiplantae; Streptophyta; Magnoliopsida; Brassicales; Brassicaceae
Product: golgin subfamily A member 6-like protein 22
Exons: 2
Coding region: 176-2509 (777 amino acids)
Biological process (GO): reciprocal meiotic recombination
Source: RefSeq, a predicted model, not a curated record